Messenger RNA from Suillus bovinus, 1333 nucleotides. RefSeq lists its product as uncharacterized. NCBI's taxonomy places the organism in Eukaryota, Fungi, Basidiomycota, Agaricomycetes, Boletales, Suillaceae. The record is from RefSeq and is a predicted model, not a curated record. The transcript is spliced from 9 exons. The annotation marks the transcript as partial.
GUCAUCAAAGCAUUGCACAGAUAUACAGAUUAGGAGAUAAGCGGUGCAAAAACAGGUGAUGAGCUAACUUCCGAUGUGCACUACGUCAAACUAUGUAACUACUCAGCAACAGUAACAAGUGCAACUGGCCACGUCACAAAGCCAAUCGAAAUAAUAUUUUUGAUUGGGUUCGUCCUCAUCUGGCAGUGAAGUAUGGACCGUAGCAUCCCGCUCCAAAAAACCACCUGGGUCCCAUCGGACGAGUCUAUCGACAGUAUACAGACGAAGAUAGCACCGCAUCAUACUGAAGUAGGCCUUGGCCUUCGGCGAAUUCACUGUGCGAUACACGGGCCUAAGGACGAAAUUGUGCAGAAGCUCAUCCCGGAACUCGUAUGUUGCACUUGCUUGCCCAUAGAUCGUUGACCUUUCCCGAAUUCGACAACCUGGAGGCCUGCGAAGAAACCGUUCGUGAAGGCUCGAGCCAACCCCGUAGUCGAGUCCAGCAGACUAUUUGGAAAUUUUUGAAAGGCAUUACCAAGAAAAUCUCUAAACUUUUCAAGCGUUCCCGCAACCGCGUUCCUGCGGUCCAGAAUGUUGACCUUCAAGGUUCUUCAUCCAAUCAGAAUGUCGAGGCCACACCACACCCGCAUCCUUCCACCGACGACAAGCAUCCUGCCUCAUCCGAAAUUCCGAGUAUCUGCAUCAACCAAGGGUCAUCCGGAGAACCUGCUUCAGAGGUUCCCGCCGCCCCUCCUGGCGCAGAGAAUAUCUCUCGUCCCAAAUCAACUGAUGCUGAACUUCAGGGUGCCCACGAGGCUUUAGAACACAUGAGAACACUCCGGGGACCUGUGCAGUCUGUGACAUCCGCCGCCAGCAAUGCCUCAGCAGAUCUCACUACUGCAGGAGAUUUCAGCACCACAUACCUCCAACCCCUGAAAAUUUUCGACACUGCCAUUGAGAAGAUCGCAAAUGUGCAUCCAUAUGCAAAGAUGUCGUUGGGCGUACUUUCUGCCGCAGCCAAAAUUAUUCUUGCCCAAGCGGAGCGCGACAAAUCAGUACAUCGCCUUUGCCAGAAAUUGGAUCAAGUUUAUGGCUUCAUUAUCCAAGACGAUAAUCUUUUUAAGGUUGACUCGAUGCGCGAUGUCAUCGGAAAGAUCGCUCAGCAGACUCUCGAGUGUGCCCGUUUCAUCAGGGAAUACUCAGAGACGAAGAGUUUCUGGAAGAGAGUCGGUAAAAACAUCAUCGCAGAAACGGAUGAUAUCAUCACACGGUACAACGGUGCCUUGGAUGGCCUUAUGGAACAAUUCAGAAAUCAAGCUGAUCGGGACGUAGCCAUCUUUGUUCAGUUUGCAGG